AUGCGGAGGUUCACGGCGAAGGCCAACGCCGUUCCGGACGAGGGGCGUGUUUCUAGACCUGGUUCUGGACCUUGGUGGGAAGUCUACUGUACCAAGAGACCGGUCAACAGAUCUGCGUCGGCCAUCGAGCCCACCGAGGGCAUGCCUGCAUUCGGCAUCUCUUCCGACCUCCUGAUGAAUGGAGACCAGCUCAAGCGCGGUCUCUCGAAGGGAAUAAGGCAUACCUGCCGUAUCCGAACUGCAUCACGGUUCGUCUCCAAAGGCCAGCACGCUCCGCACAAGAUUCAGCGCCUUGUCUGCACACCACCUUGGCACGUCUCGUUUCGAUUGCCUGACACCGUCACAUCUCGCACAUGGGUACUGUCUCGUUGUUCGUCUUCGCCUCAUCUCACCGCUAGUGGACUCGACCAAGCCACAGCCCCCAAAACGGCUCACUUUCACCUCCUCGCCUUGCUGGUCGCCGUAGCCUGUUGGCAUCAGGAUCGGAUCUUCGACGCACAAGUACGACACAAGCUGCUCUAA
Messenger RNA from Pseudozyma hubeiensis SY62, 522 nucleotides. RefSeq names its product arginase. The coding region runs from base 1 to 522 and encodes 173 amino acids. NCBI's taxonomy places the organism in Eukaryota, Fungi, Basidiomycota, Ustilaginomycetes, Ustilaginales, Ustilaginaceae. The transcript has 2 exons. The record is from RefSeq and is a predicted model, not a curated record.